AUGGCGGAUCCCAACCAGCGCUGGGGGUUCCCCCGCCUGCGCCGAUCCGCGACUUCUUUUCCUGGCAAUCUGCAUUUGGUAUUGGUGCUCCGCCCCUCUGGCUUGUUAAGCUCCGCCCCCAGUCCGUCCUCGAGCACUGACCUGGGCUGUCGCUUCAGCCAGGAUGACUUCCUGCUAAAGAUGCCGGUGGUGAUGCUGCGUUCAGUUGGUGACCUGCUGCGCUACAUCGAUGAACACCACCUGGCAUCGGACUUUACUGCAAAAGUAGAAUGUUGCCAGAGCGACUGGGUCAUCCUCCGCUCGUCCAUUGAGACCUUUGCGGUGACGGUGAAGGAGAUCGCUCAGCUGCUGCAAGGUUUUGGUUCUGAGCUGUCCGAUACCGAACUUCCGGAUGAAGCGACCGCCAUCGAGUUCCUGGAGCACUCACACACCCACCGAUACCGACAGAUGAAGGAUGAUAUCUGCGGGGUGCUAAAAGAAGGACGCCUGUUGUUGUCCAACCUGGAAACCGUCAAAGCUGCUAAGAAAAACGUAGAAGAAGAAAGAGAAAUACAGUCGGACAUGGAGACAGUUCAGAGACUCUUAGCACAACUCAGAGACAUGGAGGAGGCGUUUGAUGGUUUCUUCGACAAACACCACCUAAAGCUGCAGCAGUACCUCCAGCUGCUGCACUAUGAGACCAGCUUCCAGCAGAUGGAUGAGGUGCUGGAGUGUCUUUCUGCCCAAGAGAAGGAGAUUGCCUCAGUGGGAACCACUGUGGUUCAGACAGAGCAGUUCCUUAAAGACCUGGACACUCUGGACAAACACGCUGAGGAGGAGAUGGCCCGAGCUCAGGUGGUGAUCCUGCACGGCCACCAGUUGGCUGCCAAUCACCACUAUGCUUUGGCUCUAAUCGUCCAGCGCUGCAAUGAGCUGCGACAUCACUGUGACGUCAUCAGCACUGCCAUCCGCUCUAAGAGAGCCUCCCUGAUCCGAACCAGAGACCUGCUGCUGCGCCUCGAAGAGGCGCUUCGUUGGUGCGACGAGGGCGCCUACUUGCUUGCGAGUCAGAUGGUGGACAAGUUUCAAACUCGAGAAGGAGCUCAGGAGGCGCUGCAGUACCUGAGCAGCCACCAGGGGAGGUCGCCGUCUGCGCUGAAGACCAGCGAGGACACCCUGAGCCUGGAGUUUGAAGCCAUCCUCACCCCUCAGCUGCAGUCUCAGGUUACCAUGGUAACUGAGAAGCUGAGCUCGGUUCAGUCCAUGAUUCGAAACAGAGAGCAGUGUCUAAAGAAGCUGGCAGAUGUGCAGGUUCGACCCAUACAGCUGGUGGCUCCUCGACCCGAACCUGACCAGAUGUUACUGCGCUGCGUGUCCCCGCUGUUCUCCCCCAAACAUGGUGUUGACUUCAAUGUCUUGAACUCAAAGUUCUCCUUUGACCUGCUUCCUGGUAAAAAAGCUGCAAGGAGGAACAACAACCAGCGCAAGAUUGAAGUGAUGCAUGAUUACCAGGGUAUCCGCAGUUGUCUGUACGGCCCCCACCCUGAAACUGACUCAGAAACGGAGGACAAUCCAGAGCAGGUCACACGCCACAUUAUAAAAGAACUGAUAGCUACGGAGAGGAUCUAUGUGGACGAGCUGCUCUCUGUCCUACUGGGCUACAGGGCAGAAAUGGAGGACCCCUCAAUGGCUAAUCUUCUUCCCUCGGCUCUCCGCAGCCAGAAAGAUGUUCUGUUUGGCAACAUGCCAGAGAUUUACCAGUUCCACAGCAGGAUCUUCCUCCAAGAUCUGCAGAGUUGCCUGGAAACACCAGAGAGGGUGGGGGUUUGCUUUCUGCAACGGAAGGAGAAGUUCCAGGUGUAUGAGCGCUACUGCCAAAACAAACCUUGCUCCGAGUUGCUAUGGAGACAGUGCUCGGAGUCACCCUUCUUUCAGGAGUGCCAGAAGAAGUUGGACCACAAGUUGGGUCUUGAUUCAUACCUCCUGAAGCCGAUCCAACGCCUCACCAAGUACCAGCUGCUGCUAAAGGAGCUCCUGAAGCACUGUGUGGAUGAGCUGUACCGCUGUGAACUGCAGGAGGCUCUGGACUCCAUGCUGGAGCUGCUCAAGUCUGUCAACGACUCCAUGCAUCAGAUAGCCAUCACUGGUUAUCAGGGUGAUCUCAGCCAGCUGGGUCGUGUAAUCCUCCAGGGGAGCUUCAGCGUGUGGAUCAGUCACAAACGGGCAGCAGUGCGAAUGAAAGAGCUGGCCAGAUUCAAACCCAUGCAGCGACAUCUCUUCCUCUACGAGCACGCGCUGCUCUUCUGCAAGAGAAGGGACGAGGACAACCACGACCGAACGCCCUUCUACAGCUUCAAAUCCUGCCUCAGAAUGAGCUCAGUGGGGAUCACAGACAAUGUGAAAGGAGAUGUGAAGAAAUUUGAAAUCUGUUACAGUGGCCGUGAAGUGGUGUACAUCGUUCAGGCGCCCUCGGUGGAGGUCAAAGUCGCCUGGCUGAUGGAGAUUCAGAAAAUUCUUACCAACCAGCAAAAUCUACAUCAAGAUGAGCCUUCGUCUCUUCAUUCUUCAGACAACCUUCUUUCUGACAGUGCAUCAGAGGUGUGUGUGUCGUGGGGCAGCGCGCCGGUGGAAGGCUGCUCAGCGUGUCUUCCUGUUCCUCACAGCUCCUCGGCAACAAGCCACUCCCACAGGUUCAGACGGGAGGAGUCCACUCAUUCAAGCCCCGCCCACUCAGAGCCCGUAGUUCAUUCACCUCGGCGCAGUUGGCCUGUUCCUGCUCACUCCGUGGCGAUCUGCGAGGGCCUGGAGGACUGGGGAGCUACGGACCUCUCUGCUAUAUCAGACUCGGAGGAAGAGGAUCAGCCUUCACCUCUGGUGGCGGGCAGGUACAGGGUCAUGGUGGAAAGCAGCAUGGCCAGCACUGAUGACAUCAUUUUUAACUGUGGCGAUGUCAUCCAGCUGCUGCAUGAGGACUCGUCAGGAAUGUGGAUAGUGAAGAAUAUCAGUCGUGGGGAGGAAGGUCGUGUUCAGCCUGAAGACUUGCACAGGAUUCUGGGAGAGACCUGCUGAGAGCCAAUCCAAUCAGAUUAGAUGACCCAGCAUACUUUCUUCUGUUUUUGCCUCUGGUUUGGGUCACUAUUUACCCAGACAUCCCACCAA
This is a messenger RNA of Nematolebias whitei (Rio pearlfish), 3138 nucleotides long. RefSeq names its product proto-oncogene DBL (gene mcf2b). Gene Ontology annotation, biological process: dendrite development. Gene Ontology annotation, cellular component: cytoplasm. The record is from RefSeq and is a predicted model, not a curated record. NCBI's taxonomy places the organism in Eukaryota, Metazoa, Chordata, Actinopteri, Cyprinodontiformes, Rivulidae. Gene Ontology annotation, molecular function: guanyl-nucleotide exchange factor activity. The transcript has 26 exons. Bases 1 to 3048 code for a protein of 1015 amino acids.